GGCCAUCAUGGAACAAUCAUUGGAGAACCUCUCGACAUCAUCGAGGUUGACCGCGAUUGAAGCGGACGUCCAAGCGUUCCUCGCGUCCCUGGAGACGCUAAAGAAAACCACCACCCUCGCACAACGGAACCACGAGCGCAAGAAGCUGUACAAGAUUGUGGAGUUCAUUCGGUUGGACAUUGAAGAAGAGCUCCUAAAGUUGCACGAGUCCCUUCUGACAGAGCCUGGCGCGACUGCACCGUCCGAUGAAUUAUCUCAGUGCAAUGAUCCGAUUGUGGUAGGCUUUGCCACGCGCCUGGACACCCUUCGCACGCUCUUGACCCUGGAAAUUCAACCGUCGAACCGAUCCAUCGUCGAAAAAGUGUACAUGUUCGUGCGAGCCGCGACCUUUGCGCUCAUCAUGUUUGGCGGCUUCUUCAUCGUGUGCUUUUUGGUGCCUCUUCGAUGGAUGCACUUGAUUUUGCGAAAACUUGGCGUGCCCAACUACUACUUACCCAUGGAUUGGCUUCAAACUGCGUUCGGAAUGGCAUUGUGCGUCGCGGCGGGCAUCCAAGUGUCAAUUUCUGGCCGAGACAACAUGAAGAUGGAAAAUCUCAAGGACUCGACGAUCCUCAUGUUCACCCACGGCUCCAACUUGGACGGGCUCAUGAUCCAAGGCACAUCGCCAACGUCGCUCAAGUUUAUCGGGAAAAAGGCCUUAUUCAUGCUUCCCAUUGUCGGAUGGGGCUUUCGUUGGGGAUUUGGGAACAUUCCCAUUGAUCGAUCGAAUCGGGAAGCGUCGAAGCGCAGCUUGAAAGCUCUGGCAAAAGCUGUGAUCGAGUAUGGUCGGUCCGUCGCGAUCUCCCCGGAAGGGUCACGGUCUAAGAGCGGCCAAUUGCAAGAUUUCAAGAAAGGUCCGUUCUACCUUCAAUCGGAUGUCAACAAGUCGAUCACCCCGGCUGUCGUCCACGGCGCGUUUGAGCUGUGGCCGCCCGGUCGAAUCUUCACGCUGUCCGGGAAAGCGCAUGUUGAGUACCUUCCCCAGUUCCAAGUCGACCCGACCAAAUCUCGCAAUGCGAACCGUCUCGCCCUGCGCCGCGUUUACUUGACCGCGUUGGCCAAGCCCGUGCCAGACGACUUGUCUACAACUCCAGAUGCCCCCCACGUCCUUCUGCACUUGUGGUGCAUUCUGUUCCUUUGGGUGAUCAUUCCCGGAGGCGUGUCCAUCAUCUGCGCGGCGAUUUCAGGCGUCACCAGUGUCCUUGGGAUCUCGACGGGAUGGGGCACUUUUCAGUUUGUCGCGUCCGUGAUGGUGGGACUGGAGACACUCAUGCAUUUUACAUGUUAAUGAAAUAUAUAACACGAGGAGGGCAAUAUGGAAUCUGUGCGCAAGCCUUGCUCGUCUGUCGAUGAAGAAAUCUUGCUACUUGGCCGCCGGCGUCUCUGUAAUGUCCCUUGCGGCGUCUUCUGCGGCAGCUUUGAAUGGCUCGGCGGGCGACGUCGUCGACGAAUGCGAAAACAACCGCUGGGCUUGUACCGCCGCCUCCAAUUCGGGUGUGUCCACCUGGGCCUCGUCUUUCGCCAUCUCGGCCACAAACACAUUCGCGUCUGCAUAUCCCUUGACAAUGUUUCCUGCGUGCUGGCUCCGGCGGAGGUAUGAUCCUUCAAGUUCAUAGAUCUGCUUCUCCAGUUGGGUCAGUUCUUCCUGUUCGUCCGAUCGCUUGCCCAUCCAAGCUCUCAGUUCCUCAUCCAUCUUGCGCGUUUCUUCGUCCAUACUCAUGGUCGCUUCAGCCUCGUCGUCCAAGACGUCGGUUUUGGCGAUCUGGUUGGGGGCAGUGUUGACUGCUUCUUCGUGUUUGUGUUUGGCGGAAGUGCCACCUCGCGGCGACCGACGACGACGCACAGCGUCUGAAUGGGACUCUUUUGAGUCGAUAUCUAUCGUGGGGACUGUAUUCUGCCGAGGAUAUCGUCGAAGUGUGGACUGCUUGACGGAAACUGCAGCUUUGGAUUUCUUAGACGGUGGCAGCGUCACUGGGGUUUCGUCGACUUUGCGCUUGUCAGACGUGGGCGACUUGGAGUCACUGUUGCAUGCGCAGGAGCACUUUGAGCACGCCGUACAUACUGCGCACCGCCGCGCCCUGCAUCGACAUGUCAGCUUGGCCCAGACCUUGGUGCCUCCCGAGGACGCCUGUGACUGUUCGGAUACGGGUUUCGGAUUAUCCGGACGUUUGGGCGAUGGGUUGUGCGAUGUGGCGGCAGCGGCAUCUUCAUCUUUCGGCGUCGUCAUUGAACUCUGGGGAGGAUCUAGUUCAUUCGUGCGCGAUGCACGCCGUCUGGCACUAACAAUUUCGUAUGUGGACCCGCCUUCCGUCGUCUUGGGCCAGUGGUUCGAAGGUGACAUCUUUGUCGACCCGUCGAUUGGUUGCAAAGGGCGCCGGGGUAGUUCAUUGCAGGCGCAUUGGCACUUUAUGCACAAUUGGCAGUCCGUGCAUCGUCUAGCCUUGCAACGACACUUGACAGGCGCGGUCGUCUUGGUUUUCGUUCGCUUGUUCGACUCGGGGACAGACUGCACGGGCGCCGCCGCCGCAGCAUCCAUCGCCUGUACUACUCGGGUGGUUUUAAUGAGC
Messenger RNA from Aphanomyces invadans, 2606 nucleotides. RefSeq lists its product as hypothetical. The transcript is spliced from 5 exons. The record is from RefSeq and is a predicted model, not a curated record. Lineage: Eukaryota; Oomycota; Saprolegniomycetes; Saprolegniales; Verrucalvaceae. Gene Ontology annotation, molecular function: 1-acylglycerol-3-phosphate O-acyltransferase activity. The coding region runs from base 8 to 1327 and encodes 439 amino acids. Gene Ontology annotation, biological process: phosphatidic acid biosynthetic process.